GUCAAAGAAGGUCAAAAGAUACUUUUGUAAUUUUUCAAGAUUUUAAAACGAUGUAUUUAAUGUUAGAAACAAAACGCUAUUCGCACUGUUUUCGUUACACUACUACUAGUUUUUUAUUGACCAAUAGAAUUAACGACAAAUCGAAAAACUACCAAUAAAAAGAUAAGUCAAUUUAAUUUGACAUUCAAUGUCACUGUGUUGGCAUUUGAAAUUCCAAGAGAACAUUCUUUAAAAACAUGGUGGCAUCUCAGUGAAAAGGGUGUUCGUUUCAUACUCAUAAGAAAUUUUAGGAAGCUUAUUAAGCAGGAGUGUUUGAUAAAAAUUGUAAACACCGAACAAAUAAGCUUCAUUCCAAAUUAAACAAUGACGUCCGAAGAUAACCAGAUUUCCGAGGAAUUGAAGGGAUGUUAUGAGAACCUCAUUGUUAUUGACAUCGGCGCAAACCUGACCAACAAGAAAUACGGCCGUGAUCUCGAUUCGGUGGUGCAAAGGGCGAAAGAUGCAGGAGUCCAAAAGAUCAUGGUUACUGGCACAUCAGUACGCAGCAGUAAGGAAGCACUGAGAUUGACCCGACUGUAUCCCAGCACAAUAUAUUCCACGGCAGGUGUCCAUCCCCACGACGCAAAAUCAAUGACAGAUGAAGAGACGUGGGCGGAGUUACAAGCGACGGCGGCGGCGCCCGAGUGCGUGGCUAUCGGAGAGUGCGGCCUCAACUACACCAAGGACUUCUCGGAGCCUCAGGUGCAGAGGGAUGUAUUCAAACGACAGGUGGAAAUGGCCUGUGAGCUCAGAAAACCUGUAUUCGUCCACGAAAAGGAAGCCCAAGACGAUUUGAUAAAGAUCUUGGACGAAUUCGGCAACCGCCUCCCCCCAGUAGUGAUUCACUCAUUCACUGGCUCCGUUGAGCAAGGGAUCAAGUAUAUAGAGAAGGGGUUCUAUUUGGGUAUAACUGGUUAUAUCUGCAAGGACAAGUCGGAUGGUGGCAUAAGGCGGUUGUUAUCUGAGAGAAUACUUCCUUUGGAUAAACUGCUGGUCGAGACCGACUCUCCGUUCAUGUAUCCCAACAUGAGAGCUUCCAAACUGCCGUUGCAUGUCAAGGAUUCACUUACAGAAAGAUCCAUGAACUUCGUCAACCGUUACUGCACGUUCCAACGCAACGAACCGUGCGCCCUGCCGGCCAUAGUGGAACUGAUCGCUGGUUUCCUGGGCCAGGGUCCUGAGGAUGUGGCCCUCGCUACUGCUUUUAAUGCGCUGAAGCUGUUCGGACUCAGCCAGUAACCUGACUGGAGCUUCAAGGUUUAGCCAGACUGGAUUGGACCUUGGGACUUGCCAAUAUCGACGCCCUUCAAGAUUAACUUACAAGGUAAUGUGACCUGGAGGUUUAUGCAGCUUUUGGAAUACAUGAUUUGGAAGUGCCUAAGUAAAUAUCUUAACUGUAAUGUCCUAAAAGCCUGUUGUAAUUUUGUUAACUUUGGCAGUGGCAGCCAAAAUUUGAGAUAAUCCUAACAACUUACUAUAUUUAUCUAUACAAAAGUUAGUUAACUUUUCUACAGCAGAUCAUUCUCAGAACUUAACUGUAAUAUCCUCAGUCUGGUGCGAAUUUGUUUUUGUGCAGUUUUUUGUUUGAACAAUUUAAUAUAAACUUUGGUAUAGCAGAUACCAUAACUCCGUUCAGUUGUGAAGUUGUUAUGAACUCUUUGGUAAUAUUGAUAUCUGUAGAGCUGGUAAUAUUGAGAACUGUAGAAAUGUAUAAAUUUUGGUGCAAAGACAGUUAAAAGAGGUUAAAUACAGAGUUCUCUCAUAAAUUUAAAAAAAUAGUGCAUAGGCGCUUAAAAAUCUGUCAAUUUUAGUGCAAAGGCGUUUAUAAAUCUGGUUUUUAUAACUGAUAAUUUAAUUCCAGAGUCUAUGAUUAACCAUAACUAUAACUUUAGUAAAUUGUGAUUGUCUUAAACUGCAAAAUUUGAUGAUAUCAAUGAAAAUAUUUUUUUUAAUAUUAAAAAAAUAUCUUAAAUAAAAUCUAAAACUGUUACAGCAAUAUUUUAAUUUGUUUAUCGUGAUAGUCACUAAUCUACUUCGCUGAAAUAGAUUUAGUGAAUCACAAUUUUAUUUUUGUUUUUUUUCUAGACUUUAUUUGAGAUAUUUUUAAGCAUUUUCAAGGUAUCGAUAUUUUAUUGAAAUGAUGCCUCUAACUUAGCAAGUUUUUUUUUACUAUGACAAUCAUAUUAAUUUACUUUUCAUUUGUUGUUUGAUACAAAAAUCUCUGGUUUUUAUAAAAUUAACCCUUAGGCUCUUAAUUUUAUUUCCAAAAGCUGUAAUCUCCAGGUCUUUGACAAUGUAAUGUCAAUAUUUUUAUGUAUAAGAAUCGAAAUCAAUAAUCAAGAACGUAUUUAUGUGAUUUAAAUGUGCCUUUUAGAAAAAAAAUAUCUACGAGGUUCAUAUAUUAAAUAAUUAAGUAUAUUUACAGCAAUUGAAUGUUACCCGAAUAAUAAGAGAUUUAUUCAAAUAGUUAAUUGCAUAAUGUUAUACUUUUUUUUUAUUAUUGUGAAUAUUUGAUCCUUCGGACGUCAGUUAUAUCGACAAAGCGAUAAGCGAUUAUAUACUCAUGUUAAAUGAUAUGUUAUAUAGAGGAGUGACAUUUUUAAGAUGUGUUUGAUAAGACAAGGCAGGGUAUGUGGAGAUUUUUAUCUGUUAUAGUAUUGUGUAAUGUGGAAUAUUGACAGAAAUCAAUGCAAUACUAAUAUUAUAAAUGCUAAAGUAGGUCUGUCUGUCUGUUACCUUUUCAACGGCUGAACCAAUCAAGAUGAAUUUUAGUAUUCUAAUAAAUGGGACCUAGGAGCAGAGAACAUAGGCUACUUUUUGUCCCUAAAAUAAGUAUAUUUUACUAUGUAAAUCAAUUCAAAAUUUUAAAAUUCAUGAUGAAAGCUUGGAUUAAUUAGUUUGUAUUUUGAAUUAAUAAUGUAAUUUUGCGUCCGCUAGUAUUCAAUAAAAUUACAUGCAAAACUAAAAGUUGUUAUGUUAUAAAAUAUUAAUAAAAUUAAUUAUUUUUGUGACUAUACAAAAUCCGUACAGUAGUUACAAAGCACUAAUAACUUCUGUUUACACAUAUGUAGACUAUUCGAAUUAAUUUAUUACAUUCUUUAGAUAACAGAUAAUAUUGUUUUGAUCAAUCGUUUGAUAGAAAUAUCUAAAUGACUAUGUUAUACACAAUAUUAUUGUUGAUAAUAUUUUUUUAAUUAUCUAUUAAUAAUUUAUUGAGUAUGAUUGAUUUAUCUUAUCAUUGUCCCAUAUACCUUGCUUUGUCUAGACUGUGACAUUAGAGGCUAUAAAUAUACAUUUUUUAACAAAAAAUACAAAAAAAAAAAAUGCAUUGGAACAUUUCUUGCCAUCAUUAUCGUAAGAUUCGUGCCUCUCUAGUUAAACUCAAAUGCCAGCCAGGUUAAAACUAGGUAUAAAAAAACAAAAGUUUAAUUUAAAAAAAAAAAGUAAUUUGCAAGCGUUUGGAAGCUUGGAGUGUAAUGCCAUUUAUUUAAAAAAAAAAUCAUUGCACCGACUAUGUUUAUUUAAUCUUGAUUUGUUAUUUUUAUUUUUAAUUGUCUAUAUUAUGGUACUUUUUGCCAAUAUUUAUUUACUUUAAGCUUUUUUUUUUGUUGUUUUUGUAGCGUGUUGCACAUCUCUUGUAGUUUUUUUUAUUACAGAGCGGUGUUAUUUCUGUUGUUCAUAUACAGAUAAAAAAUUGACAACUGUAAAAUAACUGUCACUUUAAAGAUUUGUGAGCAACAGAAAUAAUAUCGAUAUUAUUCUAUAUACGUAUACGCUCAUGUAAUGCACUGAAUGUAUUACAAUGAACAAACAAAUAUUUAUAGUAAAUGUAUCAUAGACAUUAUAAAUAAUAACCUACAGUGCGUUACAUAAGCCAUGUACCAAUAAAAAAUUAAAUAUGGUGGCAAUAUAUGACAGCUUUAGUCAAUAUGAUCUCAAUAUUUUUAUGUUUAAAAAAAAACAAAAAAAAAGCGACAUCACCAUAAUAUUUUUAACCGACUUCGAAAAAAGGUGGAGGCUGUCAAUUCGACGCGUAUGUUUUUUUUCUUUAUUUUAGAUUUAAAUAACCAAUUUUGGUCUCAUUUCAUUUGAAAAUCGGUUUAGUAAUUUUGUGUUAAAAUCGAGAUAACUAAAAUACGAUUUGAAGUCGGUUCCAUUUUUAUGUUAAAAAGAUUAUUCCUUUAAUAGUGUUCUAUUUUGUCUUUAUUUUAGGUUAGGCAAAUAUUGAAAGUCUUAUUUUUUUAAUUACAAAUAUAUGGUGACGUCAGCAUAAAUAUUACAUCACUGUAAAAUUUUCAUUUACAUUUUGUAACGGUUUUCGAAUAUUGUUGUGUCUGUUUGUAUUAAGCGGAUUCGUUUUGGAUUGCGGUCGCCAUUUUGUAAAAAAUCCUAACGAAUGUCCGUCAUACGCCAUUAGAGCUAGGUUUCAUGUCAUAUUGCCACUGUAUUGCCAGUGCUCAUAUAUUUAAAACCUGUACAAAAUGUGUUACAUAUACAUAUUGUUAUAAUGUAAUAUUAAAAAUCUUAUUUACGAUAUUUAUAUUGUAAAUACGUACAUAAUAUGUGACGUAAUUAAUACAAUUAAUGUCGACAUUUGCAGUUAAUUCUAAUAUCAUAGACAAUAAACUGCUGGGUACCUUGAUUUUAUGAGCACUGUUUAGGGUUAUAACUCACUGUAUAAAAUCGUAAGGUUACUUUUAAAAUAAAUGCUCAUAGAGGCGAUAUUUUCUUUUUUAAUAUAAAAUGUAUAUGUAAACCAUAAUAUCACAAUAUUUUUUUUUUCUUUACAAGUUAGCUCUUGACUACAAUCUCACCUGAUGGUAAGUGAUGAUGCAGUCUUAGAUGGAAGCGGGCUAACUUGUUAGGAGGAGGUUGAAAAUCCACACCCCUUUUCGGUUUCUACACGACAUUGUACCGGAACGCUAAAUUGCUUGGCGUUUUUGUCGGUAGGGUGGUAACUAGCCACGGCUGAAGUCAGCCAGCCAAAGACUUUUUAGUCUGUGUUACGGUUUUAUAUAGUGGGUAUAUGCUAUAGUAGUAUUAAGUAAAGCUUGUUUGCAGAUAUAAUAGUAGUGCCUUACGGUAUUAUGACUAUUGUAAAUCUGUAACUUUUCUAUAUUAGCAUUAUGCACGGUGUUAGGUGUUUUCUUAGACUUCGCUCUGCGCAGAGCAUUCCUAUUCGAAAUAAAUUAUAUUUUUAUUAAUUAAUUAAUUAUUAUUAUUAAUCAUCGAAUAUAUUGUAAAUAGCCUAUAUUUAAAUGUUUAUAAACAAAUAAAUAAUAAUAAUUAUAAUAUUUUUAAUGCUGGUAGUCACAACGAAAUCAAAGACUGCAAGUAUUAAUGUGGAAUUUGACAUAACGGAUAUGUUUUGAUUAAUAAUUGAAAUAGAUGUUUUUUUUUGUAAUUAUAUUUAAAUAUUUAAUCAAUCGCUGAUUAUGUUAAGAAUUAAUUAUUAACGGUUUUGUUAAUAUUCAUUCUAUGUGUAUUCGGCGUACUAAGAGUAUUGUUAGGUACUAAAGUGUGUGUCACCAGUUACAGUUGCCUAAUAAUAUACUCAGAGGCACAAUUAUCCGCGCACUUUAAUAUGGCGCUAGUAUAUUAAAGUGGGCGGAUAUUUGUACCUCUGAGUAUAUUUUAUCAUACAAAAAUAUAAUACUUUGAGUAGCCCUACUUGUUGUUAUAACCUCUGAAUAAAAUUAUUUUUUAGAUGUGUAGUUUUAAUUCACUUAAAUUUUGAAGUAAAUCUGGAAGCGCACUGUUAAUUUUGGUGACACAUAUUUGUGAUUCCUUUAUUUUUUGACAAUUACUUUGUUCGUAGAUUAUAAGGGUAACUCGCGGGCUCGAAUAAUUUACUCAAAAAUGUAAUUUUAUGUACCUACUACAUACGUAAAUGAAUUCGACAUAAUAUUACAUUUUUAGUUAAUUAUUUGUAUAUAGAAAUGAUAUUUAUAAUUAUGAUCCCGCGGGGGGUUAAGGUGUCCGCAUUCAACCGUUUAGUGGUGCGUUGAUUAUUUUACACUAAAUUGACAGUUAUUGUUAAAUUGACAGUUACUGUCAAUUUUGUGCAAUUAUUUUUGACAGUUUAUUUAUAAUGUGUGUUAAAUUAUUGAUGUUGAGACGUACUAAUAACUUCACGUUUGUUUUCUAUAAAAUCGGUCUAAUAAUCGGUCGGUGUUUCAUCGCUGCUCGGUUGUUUGCGGAUAAAGCUUUACUGUAUUGUAGUGCCUUCGACAAAACGUCCUUUUGUGAUACAUAUUUUUUUCUUUAUUGUACAGAAAUAUUUUCUUUCAAUAAAAAAAUAAAAAAUUA
Molecule: messenger RNA, 6348 nt
Organism: Bicyclus anynana (squinting bush brown)
Lineage: Eukaryota; Metazoa; Arthropoda; Insecta; Lepidoptera; Nymphalidae
Product: 3'-5' ssDNA/RNA exonuclease TatD
Exons: 6
Coding region: 364-1278 (304 amino acids)
Cellular component (GO): cytosol
Molecular function (GO): single-stranded DNA 3'-5' DNA exonuclease activity
Source: RefSeq, a predicted model, not a curated record